AAAAAAGUUCAGUGGACCCAAUCAAAAUCUCUACGGGCGCCUGCAAAUCCCAAUCCAGGGUUAGAGAGUUCACAUGUUGGUCUUGCCAAGGAAACGCAUUCUCCACGUUUUCAGGCGAUACUGCGUGUCACAAGUGGACGGAAGAAGAAAGCUCAUGACAUCAAGAGCUUCUCUCAUGAACUCAACUCUAAAGGGGUACGGCCUUUCCCGGUGUGGAGAUCUCGAGCUGUGGGACACAUGGAGGAGGUUAUGGCAGCAAUCAGAACGAAGUUUGAUAGACAGAAGGAAGAUGUUGAUGCUGAUUUAGGAGUUUUUGCUGGCUACUUAGUGACCACUCUAGAGAGCACUCCAGAGUCUAACAAAGAAUUAAGAACGGGUCUUGAGGAUCUUUUAGUUGAGGCUCGGCAAUGUGCAACCAUGCCAGCAAGUGAGUUCUGGGUGAAAUGUGAAGGUAUUGUUCAGAAACUAGACGAUAAACGUCAGGAGCUGCCGAUGGGAGGCCUCAAGCAGGCUCAUAACCGUCUUCUCUUCAUCCUUACUCGCUGCAACAGGCUUGUGCAGUUUCGUAAAGAGAGCGGUUAUGUUGAAGAACACAUUCUGGGAAUGCACCAAUUAGAGAGACAAUCAUGA
This is a messenger RNA of Thlaspi arvense, 630 nucleotides long. NCBI's taxonomy places the organism in Eukaryota, Viridiplantae, Streptophyta, Magnoliopsida, Brassicales, Brassicaceae. The record is from the annotation of a GenBank genome assembly.